CCUCAUUUAGUUCAGUUUCCUGUGUACAUACUUCGUAAUGCCAACUGCUGUAUGAUCGAUCGUGCGCCAAAAUUUUGUUUUUUUUUGUUGUAAAUUUUUAUGAUGCGCGCGAUUGUAAUAGUGUACGCGUUCGCGGUUACAUUUGCGUGUAGUGUUUUUUGCGACGAUCACAAAGAUGCUGCUGGGCAGAGAAUAUUGCCUAAAAAAAAUAUUAAAAACGAUUUGAGCUCGGCUGCUUCCGGGUAUAUAUUCAGAAGUGAUGGAGACAGUCCUCCUAUUUUCAUUAAACUGGGAACUGGCAAUGUUGAAAGGAACGAGGGUGCGGGUGUUUUCAAAAAUCCAGAUCUGCACUCGGCGAUAGGGAAAAAACACCACUAUAAAGAAACUUUUCCAAUACUGACUAAGAAAACAAAACCGCCGUCAAAACCAAAAGACGACGACGUCGACGACGAAGACGAUAUUUUCAAAGAAGCAUUUAAAAACAUCCCACCACCUUCUUCGAAACAUUCCGAACCCGAGGAAGAUUUCCCCAUUCUCACCAACAUUCAUAAAUACAAAUCCACCGAAGAAAUAGAAAACUACGAUAUCAAAAAUGUACCAGAAAUACCUGAAAUUUCAUCCGAACACGACGUCGACGACUACAAAACACCUUCCGAUAUCGACUCCCCUAACCCCCUCGUUCACCACUUCGAGUCCGAAGAGCACGAGGAAACUCCAUCAUAUUUCGAAGACGAUAAAUACGGCGCUUACCCGAAAAAAGCGUACGUUGCCCCGGUCUACGAAUACCCACAUCCGGACGAGGUUCACUUCAAUCCGCGAAAACCUCCAGUCAAAUACGAAUUGAAACCUAAAAAACCCAAAUCCAGUUUCAAUUCGCAAUCCGAUUACAAUAACCCGAGCGACAUAAACACGUCGGUGGAAAAUUUCGAAGGUGAAGAUCUCAACGAAUACAGUGCCCGAUAUGCUUCUGGAGACUACCACCAUAAGCCUAAAAAACACGAAUUUGCCAAAGGCGGAGGCGAAUCUUAUAAAGAAGACCAUCAUUCCUCUCAUGGCGAAAAAGGCGACAAAGGGUAUAAAAAAUAUCACGAAUUUGACGAGGGUGAAAUGGGACAUCACGGUAAAGAAGGCAAAAAAGGCUACUACGACGACGAGCACGGACACAAAAAAUCCCACCAUGGCGAAGGUAACAAGUACGGAGAACAUCAUGGAGGUGGUCAUGGCGAAAAUGCUGCCAAAUACGGCGAAUCAGCUGGUCACAAGAAAGGACACAAGACCUCAGGAUAUCAUAACAUUUUCCACAAAGACGAAUACAAAAAAGAACAUAAAUUCUACGAUGACGCUCAUAAGCACGGUUAUCUCGAUAAACACGGAGCCUACGAUCAGCACCAUGGCAAGAAACAUGGUCAUAAGGCUAGUGGCGGUUUCCACGAUUCUUCUUUCGAUCACGGCCAUAAAGGAAAUUCGGGUCAUUACAAGAAGGGUAACUUUGACCAAGACCAUAAAGGACACAAAGGUAAAGCUGGUCAUGAAUCUCAUUACAGUCAUCAUGAUGAUUAUGGCAAAAAGUCAGGUCACUCGGAUUCCGAAAAACACGGAUUUCAUCACGGCCAUUAGAAAUUUUCUCAGUUAGGUACUUUUUAAAUUAUUGACUUUUUUUAUUUCCUUAAAUUAUUACUUUUUUUGUCCUUUCUUUAAGUUGUUAUUUGUACAAUUUUCGUGUUACUUGUUUGUAUCGAUUGUUUCGUAAAUAAAAUUUUGGAAAAAUUUAA
Messenger RNA from Planococcus citri (citrus mealybug), 1772 nucleotides. RefSeq names its product histidine-rich glycoprotein-like. The transcript is spliced from 2 exons. NCBI's taxonomy places the organism in Eukaryota, Metazoa, Arthropoda, Insecta, Hemiptera, Pseudococcidae. The record is from RefSeq and is a predicted model, not a curated record. The coding region runs from base 100 to 1617 and encodes 505 amino acids.